AUGGUGACGGGCUCGGCGCGGGGCUCCCGCAGCCGGGACCGAGCCGCGCCGGCCCCGUGCCCGUCGGCGGGCGGGCGGCGCGGCGGGGCGGCGGCGGCGGCGGUGCUGGCGGGGCUGUGCGCCCUGUGCUACGGCAACUCCCUGCGCGGCGAGUUCGUGCACGACGACGUCUGGGCCAUCGUGAACAACCCCGACGUGCGGGCGGCCGCCCCCGUGUCCGCCGCCUUCGCCAACGACUUCUGGGGCAAGCGCAUGGCGGAGAACACCAGCCACAAGUCCUACCGGCCCCUCUGCGUCCUCACCUUCAAGUUAAACAUAUUGCUGGCUGGCAUGAACCCCUUGUAUUUCCACGCAGUGAAUGUCAUUUUACACUGUCUGGUGACUCUUGUGCUGAUGUACACUUGCGACAAAGCUGUGUUCAAGGACUGUCGGCUUGCUUUUGUCACGGCGCUCUUCUUCGCUGUGCACCCCAUUCACACCGAGGCUGUAACAGGUAUAGUAGGCAGAGCAGAUGUCCUUGCCUGUCUACUCUUUCUGUUGGCUUUUCUCUCCUAUAAUAGGAGUGUGGAUCAGCUUUAUGUCGGGGAACAUUUCCCUCCCACUGCCUCCCCAUUCUUUUUGCUGCUUAGUUUAUUCCUUGGGACGUGUGCAAUGCUGGUGAAAGAAACUGGAGUCACUGUGUUUGGUGUGUGCUUGGUUUAUGACUUCUUUUCCCUCUCCUGCAGUGGACUCAAAUUGAGGAACGGGGGCAUUCCCCAGAGGCCCUCCCGGCCGCCCGUGCCCGCUCCGUGGGGCUCACCGCUGUCCGGCCGGGAGAACGGGAAGCAGCAGCAGCAGCAGCAGCAGCAGCAGCGCUGUGCCCAGCGCGGCGCCUGGAGCUCCUGCAACCCACCCGUGCCCCGGGAGCAGCCCAGCCUGCCCGUGCCCAGCAGGGCCAUCUGGGCCAUCCGCAGCUACCUGGCUGCAAAUAACAACCAGAAUUUCUUAAUUACUGCAAGGCCUUUUUUGAAGAGAGCUGCUUUGGUGAUAAGCUACGUGAUCCUCGUGCUGUAUUUCCGCCUCUGGAUAAUGGGAGGUUCCAUGCCAAUGUUUUCAGAGCAGGACAAUCCAGCCUCAUUCUCACCAUAUUUACUGACAAGGUUUUUAACUUAUUCCUACCUUCUGGCCUUCAACGCGUGGCUGCUGCUGGCACCGAUCACCCUGUGCUACGACUGGCAGGUCGGCAGCAUCCCUUUGGUGGAGUCCCUCUGGGAUGUCAGGAACUUGGCCACGGUGUUCCUGCUGCUGGUGAUGACAUUGCUCAGCCUACACUGCAUUGCUGCAUUCAAGAAACUGGAACACAAAGAAGUUUUGGUUGGCUUGUUGUUCCUGGUUUUCCCAUUCAUCCCAGCCAGCAACCUCUUCUUCAGGGUGGGAUUUGUGGUGGCAGAGCGAGUCCUUUACAUGCCGAGUAUGGGGUACUGCAUCCUUUUUGUCCACGGCCUAAAAAAGCUGUCUACGUGGCUAAAUAAAUGGAGAAUUACUGUUCCAACCCUCUUUGCUUUGCUGCUGCUGCUCUUCUCUUGGAAGACCGUGAAACAGAAUGAAAUCUGGCUGUCACGAGAAUCCCUUUUCAGCUCAGGAGUGAAGACCCUGCCCCACAACGCCAAGGUGCACUACAACUAUGCCAAUUUUCUGAAAGACCAGGGCCGAAACGUUGAAGCAAUCUACCACUACAAAACUGCUCUCAAGCUGUACCCUCGUCACGCAAGUGCUCUCAACAACCUGGGGACGUUGACCAAAGACGUGGUGGAGGCCAAGGACUACUACAGACGGGCCCUUCAGCUCAACCCGCAGCACAACCGAGCUCUCUUCAACCUUGGCAACCUGCUCAAGUCCCAAGGGAAGAAGGAGGAAGCUGUAAUCUUGCUGCGGGACUCCAUUAAGUACGGCCCAGAGUUUGCAGAUGCUUACUCAAGCCUGGCCUCGCUGUUGGCUGAGCAGGAACGGCUCAAGGAGGCUGAGGAGGUCUAUAAGGCUGGCAUAGAGAAUUGUCCAGAGAGCUCUGAUCUGCACAACAACUACGGUGUGUUCCUGGUUGAUACCGGGUCUCCCGAGAGAGCCAUGUCCCACUACAGGCAGGCCAUCCUCCUGAGCCCUGCUCACCAUGUGGCCAUGGUGAACCUGGGCAGGCUGCACCGCUCCCUGGGGCAGAACAAAGAGGCUGAAGUGUGGUACAAGAGGGCGCUGAAGGUAUCCAGGAAGGCGGAGAUCCUGUCCCCGCUGGGGGCUCUGUAUUACAACACGGGGCGCUAUGAGGAGGCGCUGCAGGUGUACCGGGAGGCGGCGGCGCUGCAGCCUUCCAGCAAGGACACCCGACUGGCGCUGGCUCAGGUUCUGGCCAUGAUGGGGCGGACGAAGGAAGCGGAGAAGAUGACGAACCACAUCCUUCAUGAGGAUGCAGAGUGCCUGGAGUGCUACCGCCUCCUGUCAGCCAUCUACAGCAAGCAGGAGCUCUAUGCCAAGGCACUUGAAGCUAUAGAAAAAGCACUUCAGCUAAAACCAAAGGAUCCAAAAGUCAUAUCAGAGCUCUUUUUCACUAAAGGAAACCAGCUAAGAGAACAGAAUCUCCUUGACAAGGCUUUUGAGAGCUAUAAACGGGCUGUGGAGCUCAACCCAGACCAGGCACAGGCCUGGAUGAAUAUGGGAGGCAUCGAGCAUAUCAAGGGGAGCUACAUCACUGCCCGUGACUACUACGAGAAAGCCUUACAGCUGGUUCCAAACAGCAAGCUGCUGAAGGAGAAUCUGGCCAAACUGGAUCGCUUGGAGAAACGGUUUCAAGAAGUCCAGGAGAAAGAUCAAACAUAGCAAUCAGUCACCAGCAGGAGGACACUCGUGCCCCUUGGAGAAGAGUGUGGUGGAAGCCUGUUGCUCAAAGUGAUGCUGAAAGAGCUUUGAUAGGACUCAGAAUUAUGGAAGGCAAACUUGGAACACAUGCUUAGGUUCAGUCAAAGUUACAGGAUCCUAUGGGAUCCUUGGGUCCUGUGGGAUGUGCUGGAGCAUGAAUGAAAACCUUCCUUUAAUCAAGAUUUACAUCUAGGCUGAACCCGUUCUAGUCACACCAGGAGUGUGGGUGGGACAUGUACCUUCAGUAUCUUGGUUGUCCCCAGGGAAACCAUGGAGACAAAGCACUCAUCCAUUGCAGCAGGGGUGAAGGAGCACCUCCUAUUCCCCCACACACAGGCACACCUCAUCCAUGUAGAGCCCCACUGAUGGGCUUCAUUGCAAGUGCUGCAGACAGGAAAGAUGGUCAUAAUGGUCACAUAAAAAAGGUUCCAAGGGGUUAAUGCUGAGGAAAUGGUGGUCGCUUUUAUAGCUCCAAAUGGGACUUGAAAAUUACUCUAAAGAAAAGGGAAACUAUUUAAAUAUCACCCUGGAAGGAUGAUUCUACAAGUAGGACAGAUGAUCCUUUGAGGGAAAACCUAGCCUGAAUGUUUAAUUCAUUAGACAAUAAUUUUGUAGUAAUUCAGGUUCAUGAUGUCACUUCUGUCAAAUAUCAUAUGGCUUUACCCUUUGCCCUCUCCCUCCAGGCCAAAUAAUUAUUACUCUGAAAAAAAUGGAAGCAUCCAAAGGCAAUGGGAAGCUCUAGGAUUACUUGUCCUCCUGCUCAGUCCCCAGUAUGGAAAACAAACAACCUGUCUAAUCAAUAUAGGAGGUAAAGUAAAGCCACAGGGAGAUUAGGGUACAUUUCCUAGCCUGGAAAGGUACGAAGGAGGCUCUUUUAUGGGUGUGCAGGGACAAAGCCCAUUUAUCAUGGUGAUAACACUGACAAAAUACUUGGUCAAAGUGUUCUCACCACUCCCCUAAGAGAUACAGAAAAUGACCUAUAGCUGAUCAGUCAUAAAUCUAUAUUUUUAAAUACUGAUGUGGGAAAACAAAUUCUCUUCAGAACUGGGGCUUUUAUUUUUUGAGCUUUAUUUAUUUAACUUAUAAUAAUCAAAUAAUUAAUAUAUUUUCUCUGUUUUAUAUGAAUUGGGCAAUAUCCCUCACAGCUGGCCACACGGUUGGGCCUUGUGACUCAUAUUGUCUGAAGUUAGAAAAAGGGAGUACCAAUGAGGCAUGCUGGAAUAAUUCCCUCUCAUGAUUCUAAGUGGCUGCAGAGCACUUUGGACCACACUGGCCCUGCAAUAGCAACACUUCUGCUGCUUCCACUGGGGCUUGCACCAGUUCCCAGGGAGCAUUAGUGAGAUCUGCUUCUUGCCUUUGGGUUUGGACAUCAGGUUUGGUCACCAGUUUGUUCCUCUUGCAGCACUAAACUGCUGGAAAAGUUAUUUUAUUUGAGCUUCACUGUGGCCAGCAGCCCAGGGUUUGGCAUUGUUAGUAAGUACAGUUCAGGUAGGUGUACAGUGCCCAAAAAAACAUCUGUCAGAAAAAGCCUGGCACUGCUGUGGUGCCUGCAUUUAGCUGGCCAUGGCACUUCAGCACUCUGCAAGUCCCCUCAGUGGGAUGGCUCAGCCAUGUGCUGGAGGUUUUGGUGGCUUCCUUUGAAAAGCCUGGUGAUAACACUGUGUCUUGCUGCACAGGUGAUGGUCAGGUUACUGAGGAAUUAUUGAUGUGACUCCAGCUGUGUUUGGAGCUCCCAGGUGCAGUUGUCUGUCCUACCAGGGUUUAUGGACCUGCCAGAGCCAUGGCUUUGCAUCCACUGAGACCAGGCUGGAUGUUCCCUGCUGGCCAAGGAGACCAGCCAGCCACAGCUGGGCAGAAGUGAAAAACUGCUGGGGAGAAGAGGUGGCACCAUGAGUGUUUGGGCUCUUCCUCCAAACCAGCUUCCGGGGGAGCACUGGGAUCAGAAUAAGCAAGUUGCUUCACUGUUGAGUUUUCUGCUCCCAGCCCAAGCAGCCUACUUUACUUCAUGGGUCCAGGGGCAGGUUUGAGCCCCUGGGGCUGGCUCAGCAACCCUCUCUUGUUUUUUCACACCACUAUUCUGGCUGUGGACUGGCUGAACUGACAUUUCAGCAGGUCCCCAGUGCGGGUGCUCUGCUGGCUGCCAUGCACAAGGUAUAUCUGCACACCCCUGGGCUGCCAGGAUGGCCUGGAGGAGGUGACAUCAUGCCAGCACAGUCCCAUGGGAUGGGGACACCAAAGCUUAAAUGGCCAGCAGUCAGCUCCCCAACAUGCAUUGCAAAGUCGUAGAUGGUUCCUUGCUGGGAUGUUCAGAGGUACCUGGACCAGAAAGCUCUGUGCCUGUCCCCAAGGUGAGCCUGUCUCUGGGACAGCUCCCCAAAGGCCUGUGUGCCCAGGCUGGCUGUGCUGCAGUGAAUUUGGGGCUGGCAGAACAGUGUUUGGUGCAGCCCUGACAGUGGUACCAUGCAAAGCCCCCCAGGGAUGAGGCAUCUGCAGAGUGCUCCAGCAGGCAGCUGAAGGCCAGUGGGUAGCAUGGGGGGAGAUGUGCCUCCUUUAAAAAUGUGUAUCAGCUAUAAACUUUGCCUCAAAAGAUAUAUUAAAUAAAUACUAUAUAUUAUACAGGCCUCACUGCAGUUUGUGGCUUUAAAUAGUGGCCAAUGAAACAUAUUUUUUCAAAUACAGAAGUUGUAUUUUUUAUAGCAAUGCUUCGUGAGGGGGAAGACUUAGUUUUAUGUUUUUAACUUCAGCAUAAAUCUUAGUUUGUCUUUCCUGAGAGACCUGAUAGAAAUUACUGUCUCCUGCUUGUCCUAAAACCUGAUCAAAGCCAUCCUGACCUCCUAAAACUCGUGUAUGUGUAGAAGUGUAAUACAGCUUUGGAUGCCCCCCUCCCAGAUCCUGGAGAAGGAUUGAUUACCAUUUGUGCAAUGCUGUAUUACUUGCAGAAAAUGCAGAAAGAUGCCCCAGUAAGGGAGGUGGUUUGUUGGAAGGCAAGGCAGAUCCACUGAACCAGGCUGAUAACAUAGCCAGGGAUUUUAAUGCCAGUUGCAGCAGUUUAAUUUCCGUGCCCAAAGGCCGGCCCUCCACAUCUUGGACCUGGGUUUGUAGUUCUGCAGCGAGGAGAGCUCAAUAAUGAACCCCACAUUCCUGAACCAGCACUUUAUACCCCAUCUAUGCAGGAUGACAGUCUGCAAACUGGCAGCAGAUUGGGAGAAUGGCUCAGACUGUGGGCUACCAAAGCAGUUAAACCCCUGUGAAGCUCUGAGCUGACUCCCUGUCCUGUUGGCACCCAUGCUGAAGCCCUGUGUUUGUUCAGGGCAUCAAUCAUGUCAAAGGUUUAUUGCAGGCAAAGAAGAACAGAGUAUGAUAUGAAAUGGGUUACCUCCACCAACAUGGAAUGCUAUUGUGCAAGGUAAAUCAAGCGACUUACCUUGUGAGAUAACUUUGUAUUAUCCUAAUUAAUCAUAGGAAAUGUUCUCUUCCUCUAGCAUCGCACAGCUUCUAAAACAAAGAGUUAUAAAUACAUUGUUUUCUACCAGUUCCAGUGCUCAGCAUGGUUAGCAGAGAUUGCAGAUUAAUAAAUGGCUGCAGAUCUGCCUGGAGGAGGAGAGUUCAUGCUCUCUGCAAGUUGCAUUGGAUAAACCUCAACGCUAAUUUUAAAGCAGAGAAUUAAUGGAAAGCUGGUUAGACAGGACUCUCAUGUACUCACUGUACAUUUUAAUCCUAAAUGAGAAACAUAAUAAUUGUGUUGCUUUUUCCUUUCCCCAUGGAUAAUAUUUGCAGCUGAUGGAUUUUAUUGUAUUGCUUAUUUAAAUUCCAGUGUUCUUUGCUUCCAUCCCUUUUCUGUCCCCCAGGAUAAAUGAUGCAGUGGGGGGUAUUUUCUUUCUCUCAUGGACUCCUUGGACUAGAUUUUCCUACAAAUAUGCAGGCAAUCUGUUUUGGCCAAACAGUAAGAGAAUGCAGCAGUGCAAAUGGCUUUCAUUCCAGAGGAGGACAAGGGGCUGGGCAUACAUGCAUGGGGGUAGAAAGAUGUAGAAGUCAAAAAAAUUCAAAAUAAAGAGCCUAACUUGCAGGGGAGGCUGGACGCCCCUAAAUGAUCUAAAAACUAUGAAAGCUUCUCCACAGUUACAGAAAUCAGGCCAGAUACGGUGUACAAUAUUGGUGAAAGAAGAUAAUGGUCAGUCUGAUUUAUUAAUUGAGCAAUUUAGAAUAUUAUUAUAUGGUCUUUUGCCCCACUUGUCCUCCAGCUCAUUGAAACAGCUGGUGUAUGCUUAAGUCUCUUCAAUCUUUAUGUGAUUAAGUUGACCAAGUGCUCAAUUUCUGUCUUUCAUAUAUGCAAUUAUGCACAAUCUUUCAAAAAAUUAGCCCUUAGAGGGCUUUUCCCCCAACCUUCAGUCUCUUGCAGCAAUUUCAAAAUGCACCAUUUUGCUUUCAUGUACAUUUAAACCCAGCAGCAAAAGAGAAAAAAAAAAAAGAAAAAGAAAAAAAACAGCGCUUGGCAUUCACUGGUGUUUUAAUGUGGCAAAGUUGCUUCAGGUAACCUAGAUAACUUUGUGCAAAAGUUCAUUGCCAUGUUUGUACUGACUUGCUGAGAUUUUUUUCUUCUGGAAAAUACCCCCAGUGGUAUCCUCUGUAAAAGUUACAACUGUAACACAGCUGUAUUACUGUAGAAAUCUCUGCCUGAAGUGGAUGUCACGCUGCGUGUUCCUCUCAUGCAGAAGUUGUUUGCAUUGCCUGUUGUUCAUAUGGUUCUUAUUUCUGUAUCUAAUUUUUUUAAUUAGCUGUGCAUAUCUUUUUAAGAAAGAAAAAAAACAACCAAACAAAAACAAAACCACAAGAAAACAGCCCGUGGAUUAGAAAUAUUUUAAAAAUAAAUUCACUCUUAGCAGCAGCUGGAUGUAUGUCAGUGACGCAGGAAUUUGCAAAGUCUUUGCUUCUUUCACGGUGGGAUUUAUGGCUAGAUUUCACAUCAAGGAGUUAUGCUCGAAGUCUUUGCAGAAGAAAAUGUAUGUAAAUGUCUAUUUUAUAUAAAAAGUAAGAAAAGUAGGUGCUGUGCCUGGUUUUGUUCUUUUUCUUUAGGACCAGCCAUGAAUAAGUUCUUCUGGAGGUGGAAGGGCCAAAGUUUCUUGCUCCACUUGACUUAUAUUUUAUUUUACAUGCCCUGAAUUCCAGGUUAUUGGUCAUGUAGGAGCAACUAUGCAGCACAUGUGUUUGAGUCUGGGCAUAUAAAAACAUUGCAGCAGGCAUUUUUUGGAGUUUGAGCAUGAGAAAAGAUGUGGGCUGGUGCUCACACAGUCUUGAUGAUUGAACAUGUUAAACUGACAUAAGCUCUUCAUGUCAGGCUUUAUGCCUCUGUCCGGAAUAUGUCAAACAAAUCCACAGAGUGCAAAGAGAAAAAAAAUUGAGAUUAAAAAGAAACGAAUUUUGUUGUAAAUCCCUUCUUCCUGGCAUGCAUUCCUAGAUGCUCCUGCAUGCUUCCAGGGUUUGAGUUCACUUGGGAUAGUAAUGGUGAUAAACAACUCCAUUGAAAAUGGACCUGACAGAGAAUCAAAAGCCCUGAACACAUGCCAUGGUGUUUCCUGUCAUCCUGGUGUCUAAAAUGCUCUGUAGCAUGAAGGGGAAUUGCAUUCUCUGAAGUCAGGCUGUACAGCCUGAAGUUCUCCCAGAUCCCAACAGCAAAGCUUCUACCCAGUG
This is a messenger RNA of Camarhynchus parvulus, 8574 nucleotides long. It is a transcript of the gene TMTC1, whose product is annotated as transmembrane O-mannosyltransferase targeting cadherins 1. Bases 1 to 2847 code for a protein of 948 amino acids. Gene Ontology annotation, biological process: protein O-linked glycosylation via mannose. Gene Ontology annotation, molecular function: protein binding; mannosyltransferase activity. The record is from RefSeq and is a predicted model, not a curated record. The transcript has 20 exons. NCBI's taxonomy places the organism in Eukaryota, Metazoa, Chordata, Aves, Passeriformes, Thraupidae.